CGAACAUAUAGACAGACUCAUACACACCCCAUCAACAGACACAAUCAUUUUCUCCUGUCCUGACAUGAUUGGAAAGUUGGAAGAAAGCCUCUUAUUGUGAAGUGAGGAAGUGAUAUUAGAGGAAAUGAGGAGCACAACAGGAUACUUGGCUGGAUCACUUCUCUCAUGCAUUGCAUAUCUGGAGCCCCCAAACUACCCUGCUCUGAUCCUGGCUCAUGUGUUGGAAUUUCCUCUCCAUCAUUCAGAAUUUUACUUUUUACAAAUAAGUUUUCCUCUACAGCCUGCAGACACUUCCCAACGGACUUGCUCACCGCCCAUUGUUCCUUAGUUGAGAACAUCCCCUUUAUUAAGGCUCCCACACCUUUUCCACCAAGGCACAUUUAUGGUUUAACUGGGCUUCGUUUACUGCUUAGCAAUCCUGAUAUCUGAUGUAACAUUCAGCUGGGUGAAGCCUCUUCCAGUCCAUUCCCAGAAGCCAACAAUGAGUAGUUGCAGCUGUCUGCGCCCAGAGACUGACUCUGAGGAUGAGUACAGGGAGAGCGCAGAGAAAGAGCAGAAGGAGGAGAACCCUGACACAGUAGAUGGAGAUCUGAUCUUUUCUACAGCCGUCAUGGGCGGUGUACACAAUGCACAAAGCAACCAACGGGAUCGUGAGAAGGAACGUCAAAAAAUAAGAGAGCGUGAACGAAGAAGAGACCAAGAAAAACAAAGAGAAAAAGACAGAAACACUGAGAGAGAAAAAGAGAGGAGAAGGCAAAGGGAAAGGCAGAGACUAGCUGAGAAACAGAGACAGAAACAAUCUGACAAACAAAGACAGAAACAAGCAGAAAAGCAGAGGCAGAAGAAAAGGAAAUGAUUAUUUUGUGUACAUAC
Rana temporaria (common frog) is the source of this 873-nucleotide messenger RNA. RefSeq lists its product as uncharacterized. Bases 482 to 856 code for a protein of 124 amino acids. NCBI's taxonomy places the organism in Eukaryota, Metazoa, Chordata, Amphibia, Anura, Ranidae. The record is from RefSeq and is a predicted model, not a curated record. The transcript is spliced from 4 exons.